AUGGACGCGACGAACGAGACGACCGCCCAAGGAGUCGACCUGCUGAAGACGGCGGGUCUCGACGACCGGGCCACGUAUUGGUGCCUGGUCAUGUUGGCAGUGGCAGCUGCCACGUGUGCAUGCGGAACAGUCAUCCUUGCAAUAGGAACGUGGCGAAGCCAACAAAGAAAACGAACUGCACUGUCGCUUGGACACGACUCCCCACGAAGUGGGACGGGGAUGCCAGGUGCCCAAGUUGUUGGCACGACGGCCGUCGUCUUGCAUGAUGCGGAUGUGGCACCAGACCAGCCUCUGAGGGCAUCGGAGGAGCGGCAGGCAAUAAGCGAGAGCAGGCGCCGAUGGCAGCUCCUCGGCGUUUUCCUCGUCACCUUCACACUCUGUCUUGCGUUCGUUAUAGCAGGCAUUGUGGAUGGCAGCCUGUCGAAAGAGACAGGGCUCGCGUGGGAGAGCUACGCGGCCCUGCUCUCUUUAGGUUGCAUCUGGAUGCUUCUGCAGGCGGUCAUUGUCGCCAGCACGCUCGAAACGGGCCGCGGCUAUGGUACAGGGGCCUUUGCUGAAGCCAUGCUGGGAGGUGUGUGUCCAUUCAUAGCAGAUUCCUUCGACACGCUUAAGGAUUCUAUGUUCGGGGGUCUCUGUUUAAAGUCUUCUCAUGUAUUUCUGAAUGUCGUAGGAAUCUGCAGUUGGAUGUACCUUUUCGGCUUUCACAUAUACUUUUUCACCCAAUUGCGUUUUGUAGCUGAGCUGGUGGCCAGCCACCUCGCCGUCUUCGGCCUUCCGACCCUCGAUGCGACGAAGGGUGCUGCCUCCAACAUGAAGAUGUCCGAGAAGCUGGUGGCAAUCGCCGCGAAGCAGAUCUCCCCCACGAAGCGGCACAUGCUGAUGGUCGAAAACCUGCCGCAAGCAGGCUUCGCCAUAAUCUUCCUUGCCACCGAAGGCGGAAGUCUCAUCGUGGCCCUCCUGAGCCUGGGAGUCCCCACGGUGCAGAUCGCAGCGUCGCUCGCGCUCUACGGCCGCAUUCAGAGACGCUUAGUGCCGUGGUACGCAAUGAGGUUUGAAGCGGCCAUGAACGAUGCGGAUGAGGUGCUGGCCAGGCGCCUCUGGAGCGAGAUCGAUGGGAACGAGCAGCUCUGCACGAAGAUCGCCCUGUCGACUCCUUUCUUUGGCGACGUCGUCCGUGCAAGGGGUCGCCAUCGUGCGGAGCUGGGCCACGUCGUGGUCGAGGGCGGAGAGGACGAGGACGAGGACGCCCGAAAAGGUGUGCUGGCAGCUCAUGAGAAGCGCGGAGCGUGGCUGGGUGGACUUGAACGGCAUCACCAGCUGGGAUGGGGCGAGCCUGGAGGCGCUGCUGCGCCUUGUCAGGCAAGCCGCUUGGGUGCGCGAACUUUCGCUUCGGAAUUGCCAGCUCGACGGCCCUUCCCUGGCCCCGGCCCUGAGCGACGGCCUCCGGGGGAUCCGGCACCUGAAAGUGCUUCUUCUGUCCGACAACCCGCUGGGGAACGAAGGGGCGGAGGCCCUGGCCGCGGCGCUCCCCCACUGCGGCCUCGAAGGGCUUCACCUGUCCUCCACAGGGGUUGGAUCCGAGGGCGCGGAGGCGCUGCGCCGGGCCCUCGAGGAAGGCGGCACCGCGCUGAAAAAUCUCUCUCUCCGAGGAAAUGA
Messenger RNA from Symbiodinium natans, 1656 nucleotides. The record is from the annotation of a GenBank genome assembly. Lineage: Eukaryota; Dinophyceae; Suessiales; Symbiodiniaceae.